GAUUAAAGUAGUGUUGCUGCGAGGCCACGAGAGGUCAAAGACGGAGCGGCGGACUCUCCUGCAAUACAUACUCCGCCGCCGCCGCCGCCGCCGCUGCGAUGCUUCUCUUCCACAAGCAACUGUUCUCGCUCCGUCUCCCAGCUUCACCCGUGAUCUUCUCUCUCCGUCGGGCCCUCUUAUCCACCUCGGCGGCCACCGACGCCCCGCCGGCCCCAUUCGCCGUCGACAACUACCUCGUCACCACCUGCGGCCUCACACCGGAGCAAGCCCUCAAGGCCGCCAAGCACAUCUCCCACUGUAAGUCCACCUCCAACGCCGACUCCGUCCUCGCCUACCUCGGCGGCCCCACCUUCCGCUUCUCCAAGGCCGACAUCGCCCACGUCGUCGCCCGCGACCCGCGGAUCCUCAACUGCAGCGUCGACAACACCCUCAAGGCCCGCGUCGCCACCUUUCGCGGCUAUGGCCUCUCCGAGGACCACGUCCGGUCCUUCCUCCGCAUGGCCCCUGGCGUCUUCCGCUCCAUCAGCAUCCAGGAGAAGCUCGGGUUCUGGUUGCACUUCCUGGGUUCGCCGGAGAAGUUCAUCCGCAUCCUCAAGCGCAACUACUACCUCCUCACGUCGGACCUCGAGCGUGUAGUCAAGCCCAACAUCGCGGUGCUACUGGAGAGUGGGGUAAGUGCCGACGAUAUUGCCAAGAUGUGCGUGCCAAACUCGAGAUUGCUCACCAGCAGCCCCAAGACCGUGAUGUCCAUCCUGGAGCGUGCAGAUAAGCUCGGCGUGCCUCGCGGUUCGCUUAUGUUCAAGCAGGCAGUGACCACGACGACGGGCCUUGGGGCCGAGACGAUGGCAGCCAAGCUCAAGCUCUUCGAGGAGAUUCUUGGGUGGUCUGAGGCUGAGGUGACCAACGUGGUGAGGAUAAACCCAACGCUGCUGAGGAUCUCUGGGGAGAAGCUUCGCCGUGCUAAGGAGUUCCUGACCAAGGUGGUCGGUGUUGACACUAGGUACAUCCUUACCAGGCCCUCAAUCCUGAUGUACAGCCUGAAGUGCCGACUGGUUCCUCGGCAUUAUGUGAUGAAGGCGCUACAGGAGAAAGGAUUGAUUCAGAAAGAUCAGAGCUUCUACACGAUGAUCACGCCUAGUGAGAAGACGUUUCAGCGCAGGCAUAUAGAUGCUCAUAGGCAUGUUCUUCCAGGCCUUGCUGAAGCCUACGCAGCUGCUUGCCAAGGGAAACUGCCAACUGAUGUUGCGGUAUGAAGGAUCCUGCUGUAGGUUCACAUGUUUUGAAUCUUCACUAACCAUCUAAAUGGCAGCAAUGUUUCAUUCUUAUUACCACAUUCGGAUACUCCUGAUGUGUACUCUGCAACUCGCUCUGCUAGCACCUGAAUUCUGAAGAUACUCCGCAAUGUUUCAUCAUGGUUUAAGUGCAUCAUACAUCGGUUACUAGAGUUGUGAGAAAGAUUGUUGGCUCGUUGAUUUUAUUACUUGAACAUGAAAAACUCAAUGUUACAGGUUUAUAUAUUCACCUAAUCACCAUUGCAGUUUUGCAGUCACUGCAUGGGUGAGGGUGCGCUGUCCAUCAUACAUAAAUCUCAACCUUUUCCAUU
Molecule: messenger RNA, 1603 nt
Organism: Triticum urartu
Lineage: Eukaryota; Viridiplantae; Streptophyta; Magnoliopsida; Poales; Poaceae
Product: transcription termination factor MTEF18, mitochondrial-like
Biological process (GO): regulation of DNA-templated transcription
Molecular function (GO): double-stranded DNA binding
Source: RefSeq, a predicted model, not a curated record